Thlaspi arvense is the source of this 1686-nucleotide messenger RNA. NCBI's taxonomy places the organism in Eukaryota, Viridiplantae, Streptophyta, Magnoliopsida, Brassicales, Brassicaceae. The record is from the annotation of a GenBank genome assembly.
AUGGCGAUCGCCGGCGCUGAUGAUGAAGCCGGAACUCCGCUUCUUGCUGAAACCGUUGACGGAUCCGUCGACUACAGAAGCAAACCCGCCGUCAGGGCUUCCUCCGGAGGUUGGAGAUCCGCCGGAUUCAUUAUCGGCGUGGAGGUUGCUGAGCGGUUCGCUUACUACGGUAUUUCGUCGAAUCUGAUAACGUAUUUGACGGGACCACUGGGGCAGUCGACGGCGGCUGCCGCGGCUAACGUCAAUGCCUGGUCUGGAACGGCGUCGUUGCUUCCGCUCCUUGGUGCUUUCGUAGCAGACUCUUUUCUAGGUCGUUUCCGUACAAUCCUCGCCGCCUCUGCUCUCUAUGUACUGGGGCUUGCUUUACUGACUUUGUCUGCCAUGAUUCCUUCAGACUGCAACGUUACCAAUCUGCUCACGUCAUGCUCUCCUCGGUUUCAAGUGAUUACAUUCUUCAGUGCCCUGUAUCUAGUGGGGCUAGCCCAAGGUGGGCACAAACCGUGUGUUCAGGCUUUUGGUGCGGAUCAGUUUGAUGAAAAGGACCCUGAAGAGUGCGAAGCAAAGGGUUCUUUUUUCAAUUGGUGGUACUUUGGCAUGUGCUUUGGGACCUUAGUCACUCUAUGGGUCUUGAAUUACGUCCAAGACAAUCUCAGCUGGGCUCUAGGCUUUGGUAUUCCAUGCAUUGCUAUGGUAGUUGCUUUGGUUGUUUUCUUGCUCGGUACCACCACUUACCGCUUUAGCGUUCGGAGAGAAGAUCGAAGCCCUUUUGCGAGGAUCGGAAACGUUUACGUCGCAGCUGCGAAGAACUGGAGUGUAUCAGCUUCAGCUGUGGCUGAUGCAGAAGAGAGACUUGGUCUAAUGUCUGACAAAAGCUCACAGCAAUUCAGUUUUCUCAACAAAGCUCUGGUGGCAAAGAAUGGUUCUUGUAGUAGAGAUGAACUUGAAGAAGCAAAAUCAGUGCUUAGGCUAGCUCCGAUUUGGUUAACUUGCUUGGUUUAUGCGGUUGUGUUUGCGCAGUCUCCAACGUUCUUCACCAAACAAGGAGCCACAAUGGAGAGAUCAAUCACACCGAGUUACAAGAUCUCUCCGGCCACCCUCCAGUCAUUCAUCAGCCUCUCUAUAGUCAUCUUCAUCCCCAUGUACGACCGCGUACUCAUCCCAAUCGCAAGAUCUUUCACACAUAAACCAGGCGGAAUCACGAUGCUUCAGAGAAUCGGCACAGGCAUAUUCCUCUCUUUCCUAGCUAUGGUAAUCGCCGCUCUGGUGGAGACGAAGAGGCUUAAAACCGCUGCGGAUCACGGUCUCGUCGAUUCGCCAGACGCUACGGUUCCGAUGAGUGUGUGGUGGUUGGUUCCUCAGUAUGUUCUCUACGGUAUCUCGGAUGUUUUUGCGAUGGUGGGUCUUCAAGAGUUCUUCUACGACCAGGUCCCGAGCGAGCUGAGGAGCGUUGGAUUGGCUCUGUACUUGAGCAUAUUCGGCAUUGGUAGCUUUCUCAGCAGUUUUAUGAUAUCAGUCAUUGAGAAAGCCACGAGCCAAUCUGGUCAAGUGAGUUGGUUUGCGAACAACCUGAACCAGGCUCAUCUGGAUUAUUUUUACUGGUUACUUGCUUGUUUCAGCUUCAUUGGCUUAGCCUUCUACUUGUAUUUUGCAAAGUCCUAUGUCUCUAAAAGGCUCAACACCCUUUAA